AUGGCGAAAGCACUACAAAUUAUAUCAUUUAUACUCUGGUUAAUUCGUUGUUUUUUUUCAAUAUGGAUUCAUCUUGGUUUUCGUCUAAUAUAUGGAAAUCAAAAAUUUCGUUUACCAGCUAUUACAAAUCAAAUUUUACUAUUGCCAGCAACUGUGAUUGCGAAACGAAUUCGCCAAAGACAAAUAACAGCUUAUGAAGUUGUUCGUCUAUAUAUUGAACGAACACGAGCUAUCCAACCAUAUUUAAAUGUUUACAUUGAUGAACGAUUUUCAGAAGCAUUAGCUGAAGCAAAAGAAAUCGAUCGUAUUUUAGAUGCUGUAUCAAAGGGACAACGAUCAUUACCACAUGAAUGGACCGAAGAACAUGCUCCGUUUCUUGGUGUACCAUUUGCUAUUAAGGAAUCAAUGGAAUUUCAGGGCUUUCAUAAUUCAACAGGGAUUGUCGCAAGAAAAGAUUUCAUAUCAACACGAACAGCAACACCAGUAGCGCACAUGUUAAAAGCAGGUGCCAUUCUUUUAUGUAAUACAAACGUGAGUGAAGGAUGUAUGUGGUUUGAAUCUCGAAAUGCUCUUUAUGGAACGACCAAUAAUCCAUAUGAUUUAACACGAAUUGUGGGUGGUAGUUCAGGUGGAGCAGGUUGCAUCGUUUCAGCAGUUGGCGUUCCAAUUGCAAUUGGAGCAGAUAUUGGAGGAAGUAUUCGUUUACCUUCAUUUAUGAAUGGAAUAUUUGGUCAUAAAACAACACCUGAUAUAGUACCGAAUGAUGGUCAAUAUCCUCCACAUAAAGACUUUCAUCAAAAAUAUUUAUUAUCUACAGGACCAAUGUGUCGCUAUGCUUGUGAUUUACAGCCAAUGCUUAAAAUUUUGGCUGGUUCAAAAAACAUCGAAAAACUACUACAUAUUGAUGUUCCAGUUGAUUUAAGUAAAUUACGGUACUUCUAUAUUGAUGAAAUCGAUGCUUAUUUUGUUAAUAAAGUGGAAAGAGAUCAACAAUUAGCUCAUCGACGAGUUGUUGAACAUUUCGAAAAUAAAUAUAAAGUUCAUGUAACACGUUUACGUUUAAAUCGGCUUCGUUAUGCUGUUUCUUUGUGGUCAGCAAUGAUGGUCGAUGGGCAAAUGUCAACACGUGACUUUUCUUUGACACUUUGUAACCGGACAUCAUAUUUAAAUGGUUAUCAUGAAUUAUUAAGAAAAUUUUUAUUUCGUUCUACACAUACAUUACCAGCUAUUGGCCUUGCUAUAUUAGAAGCAGUACCAAAUAAAUAUAAUGAACAUUUUCAUAAAUUAGCACAUAAAUUUUAUGAUGAAAUUCAAAUUUUAUUGGGUAAUAAUGGAGUUUUAUUUUUUCCAACAUUUCCUCAAUCAGCGCCUGUACAUGGUUGGCCUGUUCUAAUGAAUACAUUUGAUUAUAUUUAUUGUGGCAUUAUAAAUGCAUUGGGUUUACCAUCAACACAAUGUCCACUAGGUUUAGAUAGUAAACAAUUACCAUUAGGUAUUCAAUGUGUCGCUGCUCGUGGUCACGAUAAUUUAACUUUAGCUGUUGCACAAGAAAUCGAACAAGCCAUGGGCGGUUGGGUGCCACCGAGUGUUAUUUCUUUAGUUUAA
Molecule: messenger RNA, 1605 nt
Organism: Rotaria socialis
Lineage: Eukaryota; Metazoa; Rotifera; Eurotatoria; Philodinida; Philodinidae
Source: the annotation of a GenBank genome assembly